AUGAACCGGCUAUUUGGCUCUAAGAACACGGCUCCUAAGCCAACCCUGGAUUCAGCUAUCACAAACGUUGACAACCGUGUAGCAAGCAUCGAUGUCAAACUUGCCGCGCUAAACUCCGAACUCUCUACAUAUCAAGCCCGCCUAGCCAAAAUGCGAGAUGGGCCCGGCAAGAACGCAUUACGGCAAAAAGCGCUCAAAGUGCUGCAGCGGAGGAAGCAAUACGAGGCACAGCGCGAUCAGCUAUCGCAACAAUCGUGGAAUAUGGAACAAGCCAAUAUGAUGCAAGACAAUCUGAAGAACGUAAUGACGACAGUCGACGCAAUGAAAACGACGACAAAGACGCUGAAAAAGCAGUACGGGAAGAUUGAUAUCGACAAGAUAGAGCGUAUGCAGGAUGAAAUGGCGGAUUUGAUGGAUAUUGGCAAUGAGAUCAACGAGAGUAUCUCUCGAUCUUAUGAUAUCCCCGAGGAUGUCGAUGAGGCCGAGCUGGAUGCCGAGUUGGAGGCGCUAGGGGAGGAGAGCUUAUUUGAGAACCCCAUGGGCGAGGAGGCAAUGCCGAGCUUUUUGCAGGAUGAAGUUGCUCCGCCUACCUUUAUUGAUGAGCCCCCAGAACAAGGAAAAGUCAAAGAGGCGGCCGGUGGUGUUGGCUAA
Molecule: messenger RNA, 651 nt
Organism: Talaromyces atroroseus
Lineage: Eukaryota; Fungi; Ascomycota; Eurotiomycetes; Eurotiales; Trichocomaceae
Product: Charged multivesicular body protein 5
Exons: 2
Coding region: 1-651 (216 amino acids)
Biological process (GO): vesicle budding from membrane; late endosome to vacuole transport via multivesicular body sorting pathway
Cellular component (GO): multivesicular body
Source: RefSeq, a predicted model, not a curated record